GCCACAUCCUUUAGGUAAUAGAACUGCUUUCACUUGAAGGAUAUGGCCAGACUGAACUGGUUCAGAAGUCACUCAGGAAAAACCCAUUCCAUUGCAGCAGUGUUGGAAAGAAAAGAAAAGCUUUUAAGUUUUCUUCAACUGUUUUGUUUUGACUGACGGCACAUAAUGGAUUGAAGUGUGCUUGUAUUCAGAUAAGGUCUUGCUAUGAAUAGGUAUAUGAGUUUUCGGUCAUCUGGGAGACUGCGUCUGAACGGGCCCUUCAAUCUGCAAAUAAUAGGAGACGGCCAUUAUGAAUCAGCAAACAAUUGACCCGAUUACUAAAGCCCAUUCAUGCCUCCAUGUUUGUAAGCUACCAGGUGGAGAGCGGAGGACUGUCUGUGAAGAAGGAGAGUAAGACGCUGGAGAAGACCAGGAAACCCUUCAGUCUGGAGGAGACCCAACUGGAGCUGCUGCAGCAGCAGAGCAAAACUUUCACCAGACAAGCCCCUGUCAGGUCUCGGACGUUCGAUGUGGACAGAAGUUUGGAGAGGACUGCAAGCAUCGGUUCACAAAGUAGUUUUAUAAAGCACAACAAAACAUUCCACAAGCUGUUUCCUGACAUUCCAGAGACUGAAGACUUGCUACAUGCAUACAUCUGUGCCCUGCAGAAGGAGGUGCUCUACCACGGCAGGCUCUAUGUCACCAAGCAUCACGCCUGCUUCCACUCCUCUGUGCUGCUCAAGGACACCAAGUUAGUGAUCCCUGUGACCAGCGUGCAAAUUGUGAAGAAACAGAACACUGCCCUGCUGGUGCCCAAUGCCCUGUCUAUCCGCACCACCGAGGGAGAAAAGUACCUGUUUGUGUCUUUGCGGAACCGAGAGGCGUGUUACAAGCUCCUGCGGUCCGUGUGUCCUCAACUGAAGGAUGGAAGUGCCAACAGCAGCCCUCUAUUCUCUUCUGCAGAGAAUAGUUUUGAUCAGGACAAGCUGGUGAACUCCAGUCAGUCCAGUCUAGAGGACAGUUUUGACCAGCCGGACGGGUCCGACCCGAAGCUCUUCCUCGACUCACCCCCACCCAGACCAAACAAAGUGCCUCAAGGGAGCAACUCCACCCCUAGGAGCAUAAACACACAGCAGAGAGAGAGCUCCUCAGAGGACCCCACGCAACGUGGCUCAUGGGUGUGGAGUGUGACACAGAACGCCUGCUCCCUUCUCAUCCAGAGAGACGCCAGCAGCCUCAACACUCUUCUCUUCAUCUACCUAAUACUGGUGGUACUGCUGCUGCUAUCGUCGGGGUACAUCGGCCUCCGCAUCGUGGCUCUGGAGGAACAGCUGACCUCUCUAGGCGCCCUCCCUGAAUUCUCCUCACAGAGUAUAAAGACACAUAACCCUGAUUGGACGGAGGAGAUGUUGGAUGACAUAUGAGUGGAGGAUGUGACAAUAUGGUGUCAGUUGAAGCUCUAAAAAAGAGAACUGGAGCUCUCGUGUUGAAGAUAUACUUUCCUCUUCUUAGAAGAACUAGGAGACAUUUUGAUGGUGUUCUAGUGAUGGCCCGUCACCUCCCUGUAUGAUUUCAGAGACCGAUGGGUAUCUCAAAGGGCUAUAUUUAAGAGCGCUAGACACAGGCCAGCCACGACUCGCAGCAAGCGGAGCCAAGCCAACACGGGAGACACACCAAUUACCUGCUGUGUGUCUGACUUGAAACCAAAGCCAACUGGCUCACAUUGAGCACCAACUGAAGAGGGGAGGCGAUAGUCAACUCAGAUCAGAUUGACAAGAAGCAAUUUCUCAGAGGACUCUGGAAUGUGUGCUCGUUUCCAUUUUACGUAUUCUCUUCAAGAGCAUGUGGUCCGUGCAGACGACUUGAUUCCAGCCUAGUCCUGGGUUUGCUUUUUUAACACCUAGCUUAAGGUGCAAGUGCUAUGCAAGGCCAAAUAUGCAGAGUGCACAGAGAUGACUGACUCUUAUCUCCUACUAUGGUAUCACUUCAUCAGAGUGUUACAAGGCGAUCUGUAUUUAAUCUUUCACUACUAAGUCAUCUGUGGGUACUCUUGAAGGAUUCUUCUGGUAUUUGGCCAUAAUGAUAACAAUGAAUAUCUUCUCUUACAUGGAUUAGCUAGCAGAGCAGCCAUUUUGAUUUCCUCUCCUGACAGUCUCUUCCUCUCCUCUUUAAUAUCAGCAGUAUUAAUCCUGCCAUUGGCAUGAUUUAAACCUGUUUUAAUGAUCAAUGCUUUGGGGGCCACUCCCUUGAUUCUCACGGGAUGUAUGCAUUUUCAACGUACCAAAAAGAGUACGAUCAGGUUGAAUGUCGUCUCUUUUGUAGAGGUUACAUUUUCUGCUACGUCCAUUUUUUCCUCUACUACUUUGAUAAAUCAAAGUAGUUUUGGAUAUUCCAAACCAAUACUAUUGUCUUGUUCAGAUUUUAAUAUAUCUGUUGAUGACUUCUGUACUGUUUUAGAAGGAACUGACAUGUGAAAAGCAAAGAAUCAAACCUCUAGUCGUUGACAGGCCUGUUGAGAACAAACACUGAUUCAGAUGUUUCGGGACUGUUCAAGAGGCAACAUACUGUAUUGUAUGUUAUCGCACGUGUCUGGAACAUCGGACACUUGACUGAUAUAUUAUGCACACUCAUUUGAGUCAUCUUGUUUGAGAGAACAACCAUAAAGGUUUAACUAUCAAGUGACAUUGUUAGUGAGGUCCUAAUUUUAAACAAAGCAAAAAAUAGGUGGUCCAGAAAAUGUAUUUCAAUAUGCAAUAAAGAUUAUCCAUGGGGAGGGGAUUAGCAACCUGUGGGUGUUUUUUAAAUGGAGUCUGUUGUGGUGAGAAUUGUUUGUUUAAAUUUUUUAAAAAGAGGCCAAAAUAAUGGCUCUGGUGAGCAAGCGAGGGUGCUUUAAAAGUAGCUGAACCUGCCCAAAUCCAAAGACAUCAAAUUUGAAUGAGGUGGUGGGGAAGCAGGUGUUUUCAUUCUUUAGUUUAGUAAUUUGAUGGUGCUAAGACCUUGUUCUUCUCAGGGGUGCAACCUGCCAGUUUCAGGGUCACGGCACUACUCGGGUCGGUGUUAUCACGCGCAUGGCGUUUGUCCUUGUCCACCACAGAGAUAAUGCUCAAUCCACUCUUCAUUGAGAAUCACAUUAUCAGUCUGUGACUUUUGUUUUAACUAGUUUUUUUCCCGACAAUCUAACAUCUGCCUGACUAGCUCAAUACUGGGUACUCGAAGAACGUUGAAGUGACGUCUGUUAUAUCCUGUAGUUGUCAGAUGUUGGACUAAAAGAUGUAUGCCAUAAAGCAGUACAGUCAGUCGCUGUCCUUCCCCACAAGUGGAUAGCACGUCUUCAAAUGGCAACAAUGCAAGAAUCUCAAUGUGUGUGCUUUUGCAUUAUUGAAGUGUUGUAAAUAAUUGUCCUUUUUAUUCUAUUUGAUUCUUGUAUUUAUUUGCAUUCUAUGUAAAUCAAAGUCUCUGUGAGAUUUUGCUUUGAUAUUGUUCAAAAAUAAAUCUGUUGCAAGAAGUA
Messenger RNA from Oncorhynchus tshawytscha (Chinook salmon), 3487 nucleotides. Its product is annotated as GRAM domain-containing protein 2B. Bases 339 to 1403 code for a protein of 354 amino acids. The record is from RefSeq and is a predicted model, not a curated record. The transcript is spliced from 13 exons. NCBI's taxonomy places the organism in Eukaryota, Metazoa, Chordata, Actinopteri, Salmoniformes, Salmonidae.